This is a messenger RNA of Nicotiana attenuata, 1597 nucleotides long. RefSeq names its product tropinone reductase homolog At5g06060-like. Gene Ontology annotation, molecular function: oxidoreductase activity. The record is from RefSeq and is a predicted model, not a curated record. The transcript has 6 exons. Lineage: Eukaryota; Viridiplantae; Streptophyta; Magnoliopsida; Solanales; Solanaceae. The coding region runs from base 143 to 1078 and encodes 311 amino acids.
UAGGCAACGGAAAUUUGUGCAAAUACACCCUUUACAUCUAACAAUCCGAAUCCCUCAAUCCCUGGUCUCUCUCUCUCUCCUAUUUCUGUUUUCUUUGCAAAGCAAAGGAAAACAAGAACAAGGAGCGGAAAUCCAAAAGAAAAUGUCGGAACCCCUCUUCAUUUCACACACUGUUGCUGCUUCUCUCAAGCACAAACUUCAACUUCCAAAACCCAGAAACUGUAUAAUAAACCCAUGGAUGAAUUGCAGUUCAGUUCGACUCACAACUACUGCCACUAAAUGUUGUGGCAAAGUCAAUAAUAGAUGGUCCCUUAAUGGCAUGAAUGCUCUUGUCACUGGUGGCACUCGAGGCAUUGGGCAUGCAAUUGUGGAGGAAUUGUGUGGAUUAGGAGCUACUGUGCAUACGUGUGCACGGAAUGAAGAUGAGCUUGGGACAUGUUUGAGGAGCUGGAAAGAUGAGGGCUUUGCAGUGUCUGGCUCCUUAUGUGAUGUGUCUUCUCAAGUUGAUCGCCAGAAGUUAAUGGAAGUUGUUUCUUCUACAUUCGACGGGAGGCUCAAUAUUCUUAUAAACAACGUGGGGACCAAUAUUCGCAAAGCUAUGGUGGAUUUUACAGCUGAAGAGUUUUCCACUCUCAUGGGAACAAAUUUUGAAUCUGUCUUCCAUCUGUCUCAGUUGGCUUAUCCCCUUCUGAAAGAAUCUGGAGCUGGAAGUGUUGUAUUCACUUCUUCUGUCUCGGGUUUUGUCUCAUUGAAAUCUAUGUCUGUACAAGGAGCAACAAAAGGAGCAAUUAAUCAACUUACAAAAUAUUUGGCAUGUGAGUGGGCUAAAGACAACAUCAGGAGUAAUGCUGUUGCCCCUUGGUACAUCAAAACAUCCAUGGUGGAACAAGUGCUGAGUAACAAAGAGUAUUUGCAAGAAGUAUAUGACCGGACUCCACUUGGGCGCCUGGGAGAGCCAUCCGAGGUUUCAUCUCUUGUGGGAUUCCUUUGUCUUCCUGCAUCUUCGUACAUCACUGGCCAGAUAAUCUGUGUUGAUGGUGGAAUGUCUGUAAAUGGCUUUUACCCUCACCAUGGCUGAGGAAUAGAGCCUCUAGGUGCCAUAUAUUGGGCUUGCUUGCAUCUCUUCAAACUUGCUAGUGUAGGAUAUGCAACAUUUCUGCAGCUUUCCUGUGCAACAGGUUUCUGAAAUGGAACCAUCUCAUCUGCCUUGUUGAGCCCUUUCUUUUGUGUUUUGAUUAUGUUGGGAACUCUCUUCCUUAUGAUGAUCACUCAUGGUGCCGUCUUCUCUGGCUUGAUAUCUUCAUCCAUUAGCUAGACUAAGUCUUUUCCAGCAUAAUGCUCCAUGUUAAAAUACCAGUCUGCAGUUAGUUCGGCUAAAAUGCAUUUGAGUUGAGUCAUCAAAUGCGCACACAACAUCAACAACCCCCCUCUAUCCAAAGGGGCGGAAGAAGGGGGUUCGUGGUGUGUAGGGUUUCCAAGAGUGUGUGUAGUAUGUUAAACAUUCUUGAGUUGAAAGAACUGAACUUCCAAGUUAUGAAGCAAUGUUUCAAUGUAAAGGUACAUAUAGCAAUGGAGCUCAAAUAGGUCUUACAAGUUA